AUGACCGAAACAGCAUCGAGCACAACCCUGCAGACCCUCCCUCUCGAGAUGCUGUACACGAUCCUGAAUCAAGCCAAGGACUACAAGGAUCUGCGGUCUCUCCUACUCACUUCGAAGCCCCUACACCCCGCUACGAAUGCAGCACAUCAUCGCCACGACAUUAUCUCUCUCCCGGCGUCCCCAACAGCCAAGAUCCGCCGCUUUACCUUCGGCAACAAAUCCGAAGGCCACGGAUCCCCGACGCGAUAUCUGACAGUCUUCACGUACGGGCUGGCUCCGACCUCAGAGGGUACAUCUUGCCCUGUCGAUCUGCUCGAUGAGAAUGAGAGCAGGGCGCGGGCGGGCCCCCGUGGCAAGGGAGUUUGGGACAGGUAUUCUGAUCCCAAGCCAAAGUUCACCAGAGUCAUUGUCGAAUCCACAGACCAGACUAGAAGGCCCAAGAUAGAAGCUCCUACGUCGGACGAAGUGGAUGCCGACGGUUCUGGUUCGGAGAACAACGAUGUGGAGUUCGACGAAUUGGACUACUUUCUGGACUGUGCGAGGGAGCGGAGCUAUCAACACCUGGGUCCGGUCAUGUCUGUCUUCCGAAGUGCUGUCAACGGUAAGAUCCACGUAUUCGCUUCCCAUGCCGAGGGCAUGGCGGAGGCGACCGACUCUCACAGCGUUACCAAAGACGAGCCGAAGGCCGAGGACGGGGCUGGACACGAUGUUAUCAUCGGAUGUCUUGACCCGAAAGGAAGCUCCUACGAUGGUAUCAUGGCCGCUCAUAUCCUCACAAAUGGCUGGAGCGACAAAGGUCCAUUCGAAGACUCCUGUACGGUACUGUACGGCAGCCGUGUGAGAGCCGAACGAGAUAUCCUGAAGGCAUCAAGUGAAUCCGCCAAAUUGGGCUUGGCUGCUGCAGGUAUGAUCAGCAAGUUCAAGGAGAGGCUUGUGACCGAUGUCCAGGAGAGCCUGGCGCUCAAUCGAUGGUCGCCGGGAGUCGAACCAGAUGGAACACUGGGGGAUCUUGCAACGGGCAUCGACGCGCGGAUCAGGGUGGUGUGGCUGGAGGAAUUCCUGGAGACCCCCGAAGGACAGCUGUUGUCAGUACACGAUGCGGGGUGGCAUAAUAUGCUCGCAACUAUGGGAGCCUGGAAAGAGGACAGGAUCACGGGAGCUUAG
Messenger RNA from Dioszegia hungarica, 1164 nucleotides. RefSeq lists its product as uncharacterized. Bases 1 to 1164 code for a protein of 387 amino acids. The transcript has 2 exons. NCBI's taxonomy places the organism in Eukaryota, Fungi, Basidiomycota, Tremellomycetes, Tremellales, Bulleribasidiaceae. The record is from RefSeq and is a predicted model, not a curated record.